CAGGUAACUUGGCUCUAAUCCUGCUGCACAGACGUGCUCAGAGCAGGGACAGCUUUGCGGAUGACACGUACAGAAGGAGCAGGGAGGCUCUGGGCAGGGUUGAGGGCCGGUGGGGUAGAGCACGGUGUAAGCAGCUGGGCUGGCUCAGUAAGGUGCAGCUUAGUCACUUCCUUUGGGAAUUAUGUAGGAUACACCUAUCUCCUGUGUGGGAGCCCCACCUGAGCCUCCUAAAGUUGGAGCAAAAUGUCGAGGCGUUCGCUGCUUACCAGGAACGGACCUUCUCGCAGGCUGGGUUUGCCGCUCUGGCCUGGUGACGGGAGACACAGCAGUGAACUUGGGCUUUGUGCUGUCAAGAAGACUCGAGAAGGGGUUAGACCUGCUGCAGGAGAUGAAACCAGACCCAGCAAAGCCUGGGGCACGAACAGUUCUCAGGAUGGUCCCAUCUCGCAGCUGCUCCUGAACCUCCUUGCUGCUGUCACCUGGAUGAAGGUGGAGAACCUCAGUCUGCUUUCACCACAUCCCCACUCUGCCGGGAAGCCAGGCUUGGGAGAAAAUCACCGUCGCUUCCUUGCUCUUCUGUGGAUGUAACACCCUGGAGUCCUUUGUCACAAGCCUGGAGCUGUCCUCCAUCAGCUGGAAAGAAGAAUGUCCUCGCGUGUCUGACGAGGCGCUGUGGCUUGUCCCCCAGAUUCCCUGGCUUGACGAGUCCUUACUCAUCCGCUUGUUCAGAGCAGGGACUUCACGAGACCCCCUGCGAGCCCCACGAGGACAUUUCUCGGCUGGUGGCCCCGUGGAAGCAGGAGAGUGAGAGCUGUAGGUGACGGUGGGGCUCGUGGAGGUGUGCCUGCCGCAGGGCUGGGUGCUCAGCUCCUAUAGCAGAGUCCAGAGGCACCUGUACAAGAGCGAGGCGUGUCGGAAAACCUGAUGCCUCACCUCCGCCAAUGUGGAGGCGGAGGGAGGAGGGCCCAAAGACAUGUCCCUUCACGCUCGCAACAGCUGAAAACGGAGAAGGAAAAUCGCUAGAGCCUUUUUUACCAGCGCAGGAGGCCUCGCUGUCCCACUCUCACCUCGGAAGCCCUCCCAUACGCCAGUACUCUGGGGGGGUGGCAGUCCCGCACCCGCUGGGCGAUGAACAUCGCAAGGAGAAGAGGCUUUUACAGACAGGAGGUGAACAAAACCCUCUGGGAGCUGCCCAGGAGAUACACAUCCCUCCACCCGGUGGGGUCUGGAGCCUACGGCUCGGUGUGUUCAGCCAUAGACAAGAAGACAGGGGAGAAAGUGGCUAUCAAGAAGCUCUGCCGCCCGUUCCAGUCGGAGAUCUUUGCCAAGAGAGCAUACAGAGAGCUCAUGCUGUUGAAGCACAUGCAACACGAGAACGUCAUUGGGCUGCUUGAUGUCUUCACCUCCGCCACCUCCUACCAGGGAUUCCAGGACUUCUACCUGGUGAUGCCAUACAUGCGGACAGAUUUACAAAAGAUCAUGGGACAGGAAUUCAGUGAUGAAAAGAUCCAGUACCUGGUCUACCAAAUGCUGAAAGGGCUGAAGUAUAUUCAUUCAGCUGGCAUCAUCCACAGGGACCUGAAGCCCGGCAACCUGGCUGUGAAUGAAGACUGUCAGCUAAAGAUCUUGGAUUUUGGCUUGGCCAGACACACUGAUGCUGAAAUGACCGGCUACGUGGUUACGCGCUGGUACAGAGCCCCAGAAGUCAUUCUGAACUGGAUGCAUUACAACCAGACAGUGGAUAUCUGGUCUAUCGGCUGUAUCAUGGCAGAAAUGCUGACUGGAAAAACGCUGUUUAAAGGAAAAGACUACCUAGAUCAACUAACUCAGAUCCUGAAAGUAACGGGGCAUCCGGGAGAAGACUUUGUGGACAAGCUGGAGGACAAGGCGGCCAAGAGUUAUAUCAAGUCCCUUCCUAAAAUCCCCAAGAAGGAUUUGUCUGUGCUUUUCCCCAAAGCCAAUCCUCAGGCAGUGGACCUGCUUGACAAGAUGUUGCAGCUCGAUGUGGAAAAGCGCCUCACAGCGACAGAGGCGUUGGCUCACCCCUAUUUCGACCAGUUCCGAGAUGUUGAGGAGGAGACAGAAGCGCAACAGUCCUAUGAUGAUUCUCUGGAACACGAAAAGCUUUCGAUAGAUGAGUGGAGAAAGCAUAUUUACAAGGAGAUCUUGUCCUUCAGUCCCAUUGCACGGAAGGACUCAAAGAAGCGAAGUGGAAUGUCAUUAUAACAACCAGUGUGGCUGUGGCUGGGAUUCACUUCUCCUGGAAGAUGGAUUGGAUUUACUCCACGCUGCCUUGCUGGUGGCCGUCAUUUGGCCCGUGGGACUUCUCUGUGUGCCAACACAAGGAUGACACUGUG
This is a messenger RNA of Haliaeetus leucocephalus (bald eagle), 2357 nucleotides long. It is a transcript of the gene MAPK13, whose product is annotated as mitogen-activated protein kinase 13. Gene Ontology annotation, biological process: protein phosphorylation; MAPK cascade. The transcript is spliced from 12 exons. Lineage: Eukaryota; Metazoa; Chordata; Aves; Accipitriformes; Accipitridae. Gene Ontology annotation, molecular function: MAP kinase activity; ATP binding. The coding region runs from base 1129 to 2226 and encodes 365 amino acids. The record is from RefSeq and is a predicted model, not a curated record. Gene Ontology annotation, cellular component: nucleus; cytoplasm.